This is a messenger RNA of Zingiber officinale, 480 nucleotides long. RefSeq lists its product as uncharacterized. NCBI's taxonomy places the organism in Eukaryota, Viridiplantae, Streptophyta, Magnoliopsida, Zingiberales, Zingiberaceae. Bases 1 to 480 code for a protein of 159 amino acids. The record is from RefSeq and is a predicted model, not a curated record. The transcript has 3 exons.
AUGGGGGAUUCACAAGCAAAAUAUAAUAUAUGGACUGCGGAGGAGAACAAUGAAUUAUUAAGACUUAUGGUUGAUGCUGCAAUGCGAGGAUGGCGUGAUAGGAAUGAUUCUAUGACAAAGAAAUUCACAGCUAGUGAUGAAGUAUGGGAGGAUUAUUUUAAGUCUCACCCUAAACAUGAACAUUAUCGGACUGAUACUUUUGAGGAUUAUGAAGACUUAAGACUUGUAGUUGGGAAUGGAACUGCUACAGGAAAAUACGCAAUUGGACUUGGAGAUGACACUGAUGCGAGAACCUUUGAAACAGAAGAAAAUGGGGGUACUAACUUAUUAGAUGAUUACGUGUUUGAUCACAACAGUGGUGAAUUCAUACAAAGCAAUAGGCAAGAAUCUUCAUAUCAGCCUCUAUUUUCUGAGGACCUUGCUUCACCAUUACCAUCUCAACCUAUGAGUUCUGAGGUUCCACAAGCAACUAGAAAAUGA